GCUGCUCCAUCCAGUCAGUACAACACACUCUGAGCCUUGAGUCCAGAACCAGAGAGCCUGAGACCUGUCACCAGAGAUGCAUCUUCCCAAUUUUCUUUUUGUGGUGGGGUGCUGUUGUGCCCUUUCAAUGGGUGCAGAACAAGAGAGUCCAGGGAGACGUUUCAUUCUGGAUUCAAUUGAGGAGGCAAAGAAAAUAGUAGACGCUGCUUACAAGUAUUCUCGUGAUGAGAGUUUAGCAAGGGUGCGCGGAGAUGUCAUCAAGCCUUCCGACAAGCUACGUCUGCUGAAACAGCCAGCUCGAAAAACACGAGAGGCUGUGAGAGCCGCAGACUACAUGGGGCAAACGCUCAGGCUGAUCAGUGAGAAAGCCCAUCAUAUACACAAGAGGGCCAUCAAUGCUACAGAUCUGCUCACUCAAGACGAGCUUGACACGAUUACACGUCUGACAGGCUGUGCUGCUCAUGCCCGGCCCCCUUCUUGUAGGACCAUACCCAACAUAAACAAGUAUCGAACUGCCAACAAUGUCUGCAACAACAGGAAUAACCCACUUCUUGGUGCAUCCAACACCCCUUUUGCCAGCUGGUUGCCUGCUGUCUAUGAGGAUGACAUCUCCCAGGCCAAAGGGUGGGAUCCCAACAAAUUGUUUAAUGGUGCAGCGCUGCCCAUGGCCAGGCUGGUUUCCAAUCGUAUUCUAAGCACUGCAGAUGCUGACGUAGAGAGUGAUCUUGACUUUACCUCCAUGCUUACCACUUUUGGGCAAUGGAUUGACCACGAUCUGACUUUAGCGCCAACCUCACCAAGCAUUAGGUCCUUUAGCAGUGGCCUCAACUGUGAUGAGAGCUGUGAGCGCUCUGAACCCUGCUUCCCAAUUCCAGCUCCUCCAGGAGAUCAACGCCUGCUUCCUGACUCCUGUCUCCCUUUCUUCCGUUCAUCACCGGUCUGUGGUUCUGGGAAAACAGCCAUGAUCUUUGGUAGGGUCCCCAAAGUUCGGGAACAGAUCAAUGCUCGUACAGCUUUCCUAGAUGCUGGACAGGUUUACGGAGCAGAGGAUGGGCUAGCAAAGGAACUGCGAGACCUGACUAAUGAUGGUGGUCUUCUACGUGUCAACGAUCAGUUCCAGGAUAAUGGACGAGAGCACCUGCCCUUUACCAAUUUUCAAAGUAACCUCUGUGCCACGCGUAGGAAAACCCUCAAUGACACCACCCUAACAGAGGUGCCUUGCUUCAUUGCAGGGGAUGUUCGUAUUGAUGAGAAUAUUGGUCUUACCUCAUUACACGCACUUUUCUUGAGAGAGCACAAUAGAUUGGCUCGUGCCCUCCAUGUGCUCAAUCCUACCUGGAGUAGUGAAACCCUCUAUCAAGAGGCAAGAAAAAUUGUGGGUGCCUACAACCAGAUCUUGGUGAUUAAGGAAUAUGUGCCGAUAAUUGUGGGACCUGAGGCUAACAAUAAACACCUUGGGCAAUAUCCAGGUUACAAUGAAAAUGUGGACCCUACCAUUGCAAACGUCUUUGCCACUGCAGCUUUCCGUUUUGCCCACCUGGCCAUCCAACCCAUCAUAUUUCGUCUUGAUGAAAAUUACCAAAACCAUCCUCAAUUUCCAGGCAUUCCCCUCUUCGAGGCUUUCUUCUCGCCGUGGAGGGUGAUAUUCGAGGGGGGCAUAGAUCCUCUACUCCGUGGAUUGAUUGGUCAGCCAGCAAAACUGAAUACGCAGGACCACAUGAUGGUGGAUGCUCUUAGAGAGAGACUGUUUGCAUUUACAGUCCGCAUUGCUUUUGACUUGGCCGCCCUUGAUAUGCAAAGAGGCCGUGACCAUGCAUUACCAGGUUAUAAUGCAUGGCGUCGGUUCUGUGGACUGUCUGCACCUCAGAAUGAGCAAGAAUUGGCUGUGGUGAUGAACAACACUGAAUUGGCUCACAGGCUGAUUGAGCUUUACGACACCCCUGAGAACAUUGACAUUUGGUUGGGAGGUGUUGCUGAGCCUUUUGUUCCUGGUGGUCGCGUUGGUUCUCUUUUUGCCUGCCUUAUCUCUAGACAGUUCCAGCACAUUCGCGAGGGUGACAGGUUUUGGUGGGAGAACAAAGGAGUGUUUACCACCAAACAAAAAGCAUCACUGGCCUCUGUGUCGCUGGCCCGCAUCAUCUGUGACAACACUGGAAUCGGCAGAGUUCCCAGAGAUCCUUUCCGCUUCACCAGUUCAGCCAAUUUUGUUAACUGUGGGGAUAUCCCUGCCUUAGACCUCAACCCUUGGAUUGAAACUGGUGACAGUGGCAUCAACAUUUCAGACAUUGGAAAUUAGAUACAGAGACCUUCCAAGGACCUCUGGGACCCAGAGGACCUCCAGGGGAACCUGGUCCACGAGGUGUAGCAGGCCCAUCUGGACCUCCAGGACCCCCAGGACCCCCCAUUAAUACUACAGGACAACAUUCUGCCUUCUUUGCUUUUGUUGGCAUCACCCUUCCUGCCUCUGCUAAAGUGAUUGUGUUCAGUCGGG
Rhinichthys klamathensis goyatoka is the source of this 2491-nucleotide messenger RNA. RefSeq names its product eosinophil peroxidase-like. Gene Ontology annotation, molecular function: heme binding; peroxidase activity. Gene Ontology annotation, biological process: response to oxidative stress. The record is from RefSeq and is a predicted model, not a curated record. The transcript is spliced from 16 exons. Lineage: Eukaryota; Metazoa; Chordata; Actinopteri; Cypriniformes; Leuciscidae.